Molecule: messenger RNA, 1406 nt
Organism: Amphimedon queenslandica
Lineage: Eukaryota; Metazoa; Porifera; Demospongiae; Haplosclerida; Niphatidae
Exons: 7
Coding region: 1-492 (163 amino acids)
Source: RefSeq, a predicted model, not a curated record
AUGUUGAGGGCAUUGCUUCUUCUUGCUGGCUUCCUCCUGUUGAGAGUUGAAGGACAACAACCUAAUAACCUGCCUAGUAAUGCUAGACAAGAAAUACAAUUAACUACUGAAUCAAUAAUAGAACUACCAACUGUGGAUCUAUUUUCCUCUACUUGCACAGAAGUGAUAAGUACUUCAUUUCCUACAUCUGCAUCGAGCAAUGAAUGCAUAAACACAUCAGCUUUAUACAUAUCCCCACUACUGGGUAUCUCUUUAUUUAUCAACUUGAUAUUGGCAUGUGUGGUGAUUGGGAUGUGCUGUAAGAAGAAGAUAGUUUAUACUGUCAAAUCCAUCAAAUUAAAGAAUAAUGUAGAACAUGACUAUGCUGUCCUAGAGCCCCCAGUAGUUCAAAAUCCACAAGAUGUUAUAUAUGAAUCACCUUUGGACUUGUCAUCAAUUGAACCUCCACAGAACAACUACAACACUGUAGAAACAGAGCAAGAAAAUCAAUAAAAAUUACUUAAAUUAGCCUCAUCUCCACAAACAGGCAUAUAUAAUUUGCAAGUAGUUAGUAUCAGUGGAAUACGUGUGUGUGUCUCUGUGUGUCAUGCAUGUCAUGCAGUGUUAUUUCAUUAUAGAGUGUAUAAUCAUUUUCAAGUAAUUUUGCUUGCAUCAGAUUCUUUUCCUAUUCCUCCUGCAACAGAGCUGCCCUAAAUCUAAACUGUAGUGCUCUUUUGGGAAGUACCUUUGUAUUAUAAUAAAUUUAUUUAUUCAUGCUAUAAUAAACUAUCAGUUUAUGAUGAGUCAAUGCUGUAAUGGUCACAAGACAGUUCAUGUUUUGGCAUUAGAACAAACGACUAUUAUCAAACUGAAUGUACAGGUUUUGUAAAGGAAGCAUAAGCUGGCAUUGCAUGCUUUCUUAAUGGGGUAAAUUAAGUUUAAUCAUGUGAGAUAACAAUUAAGAAACACACUUUAUAUACUAAACAUGAAAUUGAAUAUUGUUGACUGUUCAUUUCUGUGCAUAUUUUGUUAAGAUGAUGAGGGCAUUGCUUCUUCUUGCUGGCUUCCUCCUGUUGAGAGUUGAAGGACAAGAACCUAAAAACCUGCCUAGUAAUGGUGUUCGACUGUAUCUACCUUAUGAGGACAGGAUAAUACCUGAUUACUCUAUGAUAUAUGUUAGCCAGUUUUAUAAUACUAAUAAAAAUAAUGACCCUGACUAUAUCAAUGAUGCUUUGUGGUGUCAGAGUGCUAACAAAGGCAAUAAUAUUGGAGUGUGGUAUUAUCCUGAUGGAAUUGAAGUACCUCUAUUUGAUAAAUCCUUUGUUGAUCCAUCAGCUCCUAGUCCAUUGUUCAGUAAGAGAUUCAGUGGUCAGAUUGCACUAGCUAGAAGAGGUGGACUAUCAGGAUAUGAAGGUUUAUACAAGUGU